Messenger RNA from Arctia plantaginis, 1698 nucleotides. NCBI's taxonomy places the organism in Eukaryota, Metazoa, Arthropoda, Insecta, Lepidoptera, Erebidae. The record is from the annotation of a GenBank genome assembly.
AUGGGUAGAACAGAGGUUGCGUUUGCUAUGUUUUUAGUUUAUUUUGUUCUAACCACUGAAUCUUCGCGAGUUACUGUACAUCAAGGAGAUACAUUGCCUCACCACGGUCGCUGUGAACCUAUUACUAUUGAGAUUUGUCAAAACAUAAGAUACAAUCAAACAAUUUUCCCGAAUAUACUGAAUCACGUUAACCAAGAAGAUGCAGGACCUGAAAUACAUCAGCUCACACCUUUGAUUAAAGUUAAUUGUUCACCCGAUCUGAGAUUUUUCCUGUGUUCAGUAUACGCACCUGUAUGCACAAUUUUAGACAAAGCUAUACCUCCUUGCAGACAUUUGUGUGUUUCGGCCAGACAAAAUUGCGAUGAGCUUAUGAACAGGUUUGGAUUUCCAUGGCCCGAAAAUUUAGAAUGUUCUAAGUUUCCUGUGGCCACUGAAAAUGUUAUAUGUGUCGGUGAUAACAAUAUAACUCAUGAAUCUCGCAACCAUAGUGAAACUAAACUGCCGAAAGUAGAUUUUAAGAACAACAAUGAAAGAGACCCUAGUAAACUCCAUGGCGCUAAAGAUUACGGAUUUGUGUGUCCAGUUCAAUUUAAAGUCCCCAAAAAUUUGGACCUUGAGUAUUCUCUUAAAGUAGGUGAUAAAAUAGAAAAUGAUUGCGGGGCACCAUGCAGUGGAAUGUUCUUUAGUCAAGAUGAAAAGAAAUUUGCUAGGCUUUGGAUAGGUAUCUGGGCAACCUUGUGUGCUGUCAGUUGCCUAUUUACAGUUUUAACAUUUCUUAUUGAUACAGACAGAUUCAGGUAUCCCGAAAGGCCUAUUAUAUUUCUGUCUGUAUGUUACCUAAUGGUAGCUGCCGCAUAUGUGAUGGGCUGGAGUGCUGGUGAUAGUGUAAGUUGUCAAGGACCUUUUCCAACAACAAUUAGUGGUACAAGAUUACCCAACAUAUCAGUAAUAACACAAGGUACAAAACAUGAACCAUGUACUAUACUCUUCAUGGUUGUAUAUUUCUUCAGUAUGGCCUCAAGUAUUUGGUGGGUGAUUCUGACACUCACUUGGUUUUUGGCAGCUGGUCUCAAGUGGGGUCAUGAAGCUAUUGAAGCCAAUUCACAAUAUUUUCAUUUAGCAGCAUGGGCUGUGCCUGCUAUCAAAACAAUAUCAAUAUUGGCAAUGGGAAAAGUGGAUGGUGAUGUCCUGUCUGGUGUGUGUUAUGUUGGAUUGUGGGAUGCAGAAGCCCUUCGAGGAUUUGUUUUAGCGCCACUAUGUGUCUACUUAGUCCUUGGAACUAUAUUUCUACUUGCAGGUUUUGUAUCACUAUUUCGCAUUAGAACCGUUAUGAAACAUGAUGGUACAAAAACUGACAAAUUAGAAAAGUUAAUGAUUCGUAUUGGUGUAUUUGGUGUUUUAUAUACGGUCCCUGCUCUAAUAGUAAUUGCAUGCUUAUUUUAUGAGCAGGCAAAUUUUGAUAAUUGGAUGGUGACAUGGCAUCGUGAUAUGUGCAUUACACCUCUUUACUCUAUACCAUGUCCAUUUACACGCAGGGACACAGAGCGUCCCAAAUUUGAAAUGUUUAUGAUAAAAUAUCUCAUGACUAUGAUAGUGGGCAUAACAUCUAGCUUCUGGAUUUGGUCAGGGAAGACAUUAGUGUCCUGGCGCCAAUUUUUUGAUAAAAUAAAAGGUCGUCGUGUUGAAGCUUAUGUUUAA